Molecule: messenger RNA, 5986 nt
Organism: Drosophila kikkawai
Lineage: Eukaryota; Metazoa; Arthropoda; Insecta; Diptera; Drosophilidae
Gene: Nlg1
Product: Neuroligin 1
Biological process (GO): synaptic vesicle endocytosis; postsynaptic membrane assembly; chemical synaptic transmission
Cellular component (GO): synapse; postsynaptic membrane; plasma membrane
Molecular function (GO): neurexin family protein binding; signaling receptor activity
Source: RefSeq, a predicted model, not a curated record
GUUGGUUGUGGAUUGCUCCUCAGCUGCUCUCAGCUCUUGGGGGAAUGUUCUUAGGCCAAGCCAAGCAAAAGUGAAAUAAAUCUUGCGCGUGAUCCAAAAAUAACGCCGUGAAAAAAUAUCUGCAAAAGGGGGACAAAAACAGAGCGCGUGCCAAGUGCUCAAGUGAAAAUGUUUACGCGAGGAAGGCACCAAAGUUAAUCAGUUCGGAAAAGUAGGAAAAGUUGCCAAAGUGAUUUAUUUCGAGUGUGUUGCAAUCGUUACUGAAUGAAAAGGAAUCGAAAAUAUCGUCGAUUUAUUUGUGCAAACCCACUGAAAGUGACAAAUGAAAAUAUUUGAGCCUCGGCUCUGCCAAAAUUGUUUUGCGCAUCUAUCGGCUAGAUCAAAGAUUAAAACAAAUCAGCCGAAAAUUGUUUUGACACACAAAAGGAGAAGUGAAAACUUUCGCAGCAAAUGAAAUACGGAAAAAACGCGAGGCCUGGACAAAAGAACAUGCUAAACAUCGCAAGUAAAUAAAGUGGCAAAAAACUAUUUAAGACGCUCAAGGAAACUCCAUGUAAAUACGGUGUCCGGAAAAUGUGAGCGAUUCGGAUUUGGACACAACAAAGAAGGCAACAAACUGCAAAAAGAAAAACAAUUAGUAAUUCGGGAAAGCUGACGGAAUGUGAAAAGUUUGCAAGGACUAAAAUUAAUACAGAAAGGAGCAGCACAAAGCAGGACAAUCCCGACGGGGCAGAAAGCAAAGCCAUGAAGUUUCGUUUGGCAGCAUUUUGGCUAUUUUUGCUGACAGUUGGCGGCAAUCACAAGCAAUUAAGCCAUGAUUGCGCUGGGAGCAUGGCCAUGGCGAUGGCCUCAACUGAGCAGCGGCAUACAGGAAAUGAACUGGAAAAUGCACUGAAAUUGCGUGUAACCUCAAAGCAAACUCGGUUUAUUGGGGACAUCACGACAACAGCUCAUCCGGAUAGCUCAACCGCCACUCUCGCCACCAGCACCGCCGCAUCCACAGCCGGCAGAUUGAUUGGCCAUCAUGCGAUGCGGCGAGCCAAGGCCGUCACUCCAUCGUCCCCGGAUUUGGAGCUGUAUUUCAGGGAGACAAUGGCACAGCUCUUUGCCAGCGAUGAAACGCCCAGUGGCGUGGCAAGUGACAAUCCCGUGGCCUCAUCAUUGGCCACAGAUCCCAGCCGCGGCGAAGCAACAACCACACAUCAUCCGGGACGCCGACAUGUGGUGCCCGACAAGUUGCAGUACACCAAGGAGAUCCAGGUGAAGCAGGGCCGCCUUAUGGGCAUCACCCGUCGCUUUCAGGUGACCAGCGGCCUCAAAGAGGUGGACCAAUACCUGGGCCUGCCCUAUGCAGAGGCGCCCACUGGCAGUCGACGCUUUAUGCCGCCAGGUGCCCCCUUGCCUUGGCAGGGCCUAAAGAUAGCCCGUCACCUACCACCGGUCUGUCCUCAAAAGUUGCCGGACAUCCCGCCCCAUGGCAGCGGUAACAUGUCUCGCGGCCGCCAAAAACACCUGAGUCGUCUGCUGCCCUACCUGCGAACGGAGAGCGAGGACUGCCUGUACCUCAACCUGUAUGUGCCGCACGAUGAAACUCUGAGUGCCCCCAAGCAGUAUGCCGUUCUGGUUUACCUGCACGGCGAGUCCUUCGAAUGGAACAGUGGCAAUCCGUAUGAUGGAUCAGUCCUGUCAAGUUAUGGCGAGGUGAUUGUGGUGACCGUCAACUACCGCCUGGGAGUGCUGGGUUUCCUGCGGCCCAGCAUCGAUGCCCACAAUAUAGCCAACUAUGCCCUGCUCGAUCAGAUAGCAGCCCUUCACUGGAUCAAGGAGAACAUCGGUGCCUUUGGCGGCGACAAUUCGCGCGUCACGCUUAUGGGACACAGCACGGGAGCGGCGUGUGUCAAUUAUCUAAUGGUAUCGCCGGUGGCCUCAGGUCUCUUCCAUCGCGCCAUCCUAAUGUCCGGAUCCGCCAUGUCCGACUGGGCCGCCAGCAAUCAGUCGCUGCAAUUGACCAUGCAAAUAGCCCAUGCCCUCGACUGUCCGCUCAACGAGCACGUGGAGGCGGAGGACGAUGAUGUCCUGCUCGAUUGUUUUCGCCAUCGUCGCUACCAGGAUAUCUUGCACAUACCAACGACGCUCACACAAUUUUCAACAUCAUUGGGUCCAAUUGUCGAUGGACAUGUAAUACCAAAUCAACCGUACAAGGUCAUGGGGCAUUAUACGGAGCACUUCAGCCGUUAUGAUUUAUUAUUCGGCAUCACGGAGUCAGAAUCCUAUCACACACUGGCCGCAUUAGCACUCGAGGAAGGAUUACGUGAAAAUGAACGCGAUAAUUUAUUGCGCUUCUAUAUGCAGAGCCGCUUUGAUGUACGCCCCGAUUUGGCAUUGGCUGCCACGCUGAAGAAAUACCAGGACAUGUACAACAAUCCGAUUAAGGCCACUAAUUUGGAGCACCGUGAUGUGGUCCUGGAUAUUCUGUCCGAUGCCCGAGUGGUGGGGCCGCUCCUGCAAACGGGCAUGUUCCACGCGGAUGUCAAUCGGCGCAAUUAUAUGUACGUAUUCGGCCAUAACAGCGCCACCGGACCCUAUGCCCACCUACCGCAUAGCAUUAUGGGCGAGGAACUGGCGUUUAUCUUCGGAGCUCCCCUGGCCCCCGCCGGCCCCUUUCCCAGCGGCAACUACACGGUGCAGGAAAAGCUGCUUUCCGAGGCGGUAAUGGCAUAUUGGACGAAUUUCGUAAAGACCGGAAACCCCAAGGCUCCGUGGAAGGGCAUAUUCCUCAACUCCCAUGCCCUUGAAUGGGAUCGUUAUGAUCUGGACUGGCCGGAGUUUAAUAGGAGAGGUCAAGCCUACCUCAAUAUAGGCAUUCCGCCUACGGUGGGCUACAAGUACAGACAGAUCUACAUGAACUUCUGGAACAAGGAGCUGCCCGAUGAGCUCAACCAGAUUGCGGCCAUUCAAGAGCAGCUGCAUGGUCCCGGACACGAGGUGAUCACAGGACACAUGAGCAAAUACGGACCCAGAGACAGUGGAGGUGAGGACCCUGUUCGGACCCUUAAGCUUCUCCUGCAGGAGCCCAGCCUGACUGGGCCCGGUCAGAGCGGCGAGUCCACGGAAACGGCGGCUGAGAACAUGUAUAAUGCACCGCCGACCUUCGGACAUGUCCACAAGGUAAUGGGAAGCAGUGACUUUGAGGAUGUGGUCACCUCUACGAACCCUUUGAAUAACGAAGAGAAUCCACAGCAGCAGCCCCCCGAGACGGUGGCCAAGUCCGAGGCCACUCUGCAGCUGCUGAUAGCCCUGAUAGCCAUCAUCAUAGCCCUGAAUCUGGUCAUUUACGGAACCUUUCUGCUGCGCCAGCGUAGACGAAGGAUCAAGGCCCUGCCAUUUCCGGCUCCCAAAUUGGGAGGACACAUCCUGAGCUACGACGGGGCCAAUGACGAGGAGCUGAAGCGAUGCAGCAAGUCGCGCGAUGGCGACGACAGCUUCGUGCUAGAGAUGACCCGGAAAUCCAACACCUACGAGGCCAUCAAGACGGGCCAGAGGUCGCUCAGUUGCUCCACCGUGGACACCCACACCAAAGUCUGCGAGUGGAUGUCUGGCCAGGAGGCUCCCAAGUCGGGCAGCUUUGCCACGUCCACUCCACCGCCGCCGCCCAUGCUACCAGACGGGCGCCUCAUCAUUUGCCAGGACAUCGAAGUGGCCGAUGCCGCUUUGCUCAUCCCCCAGCACAUGCACGAGCCGCAGCACUACGAGAUGCUGCUGCAGAGGCAGCACUCGGCUCUCACCGAGCCCAGCGACGAUAUCCUGCAGCAGCAGUAUCACUCGCGAACCCACUCCCACUCGCAUUCGGAUCCGGUGGACAUGAUCUUGGCGGCCGACGAGCAGGUCACCAGCUUUGUGCACGCCGACGAUGUGGACAUCAAUGUGACGAGUAGGGAGGAUACCCAUGGCCUGGAGGCCAUUCCCCUGACAACUGCCCAGCAGCUGGAGCUACUGAGGCAGCGAAACUACCCGAAGGUCCUGCCCACCGAACAGGAUAUACGAGAUUGCAGUUACAAGCGCAACUCCCUGCCGCCGCAGAAUUUCAAUGCUCCGAUGCCGCCGCCAAGGACUAUUAGCAGCACUCUGGGCAGAAGGCGAAGGGAUAGCAGUAAUGUCACCACCUCUCCGCUCCAAGUUGCCCGAGACUGUGGAGCCGAGGAGGAGGAGCUAAGGGAACCCCAGAUCACGCAAAAUACUCUAAUUGUGGGACCCAUUGUGCCCAAAUCGCCGGCUACCUCGCUGAAGCGGGCAAGGAGGGCGCCGGAGGCAUCAGCUUCAGCUUCGGCGGCGGCGAUGACCGCGCUCAGUGGAUCCUUUCAGUCCUUCGAGUCGGUGCCACCGGCCCACGAGACCACACCGCCGCAGGGUGAGCGCACCGAGUGCAUUUACGCGAUUGAGGCCAGUCCCACAAGCUGCAGCUGGUCGGCGCCCAAUGGCGACUUGUACGCGCAGCCCAUGAAAUCGCCCUCGAGGACCUCCCUCAUACCCAGGCCCACCCACAACCAGGUGACGGCGCCCGGGGACUGUAGCCAGGCGGCAGGUGGCGGGGCAGCAGAAGGAGUAGGAGUCGGGGAAUCCCCCGGAACUGCAGCAGCGGCCACGCCAAGCCGCAUACCUCAAUUGCAACGCCCAGCUUCCGGCAAGGAUUUCAACACAACAGAGAACAACGCAAAUCCCGUGGGUUGCCAGCAGCGAACCGAUUCCACAAUAUCAUCGGGUUCGUCGGCAUCCAACGCCUCAUCCUGCGACUCAUCCACCUCCUCCUCGUCCACGGGCACUGUACGCACCGAGCUGCAGCAGUUCCAGCCGCAAGGCAGAAGUAUUACGACCAAUAUAUAGAAACACCCGGGAGCAGCAGCAUCAGCAUCAGCCAGCCAAGAAGUCCUCCGGAGGAUUCCCGGGAAGGCGCACCCCGUUGUGCCCGCAAUGCGGCGACAGACUGCUGGCUGCCAAAUCCUAUCCGAUCCUUGUCGGCAGCCCAUCUCCUUGGUUUCCUCGGUCGGAAUUUCAUGGAGCCUGCGUGAAUUUAAUAAUACAUCUCGCUGUAAAGUUUAUCUUGGGCUCGUGGUUAAAGCUCCGACUUCUGGCAUUCUCUGGCCUUUCUGUGGCUAACUUUGUGCCGGCGUAAAAUAGUUGCGAAAAUUGCACUGGAGGUUGCCCUGGAGACUGCAGCGAUGGCUCCCUGUAUUGAUGUAAAGAGCAAUAGCCGUAAAGGAAACUAAUUUCGAGGAACAAAUUGCACAGAAAUGGAGUCUUGUUGGGAAAUAUUUAAAGAAAUAUAUAUAAAGGUUUAUAAACUUUAUGAAUAUAAGCUACAGUAUUUUAUAAAACUAGUUAAAUAUUUUAAAAUAUAACUUUUAUUUAGAGAGUUUAACCAGAUACGAAAUAGGAAAUCAACACAAGGAACCUUUACAAAAUAAAAUAAUAUUAAAAUUAGUUUUUUGUGCACACAAAAACCACACAAAAAUGAAAAAAAAAGUAUUAUAAGUUAACUGAUUUUAUUCAAUAUUUUGUAAGUUAGGUUAACCAUAAGACAACAUGCGCACACUUAGCAGCACAAAAUAGGAGAAAACCACAUCGAUGAAAGCAAUUUGUAUGCGGCUGAUUUUACAUUUAUUCCCCUGACAACCGACAGCAGAAAUGGCUGCAGCAGAAAUUGCCAAUAACAAAUGCUGCUCGAAUUUUGCCACCACUCACUCGCUUACCAGAAGUUGUGUCAACUAUUGUUGCCGCCAAUUUACCAAACAAAAGCUACUUACAAACAUUUUUGCUCCUCUUUUAUGCUCCGGCUGCCGCUGUUCUCCUCCGGGCCAAUUUUUGUUGCCAAUACUUGCUAGCCGGGCUGAGGCAAUUUCGCAGUGCCGCCAACUUAAUUUGCCACAACAUUUCGCCAGCUAUUUCACUUGGAAAAAUAUUUCACGCCCCUCGGAAAUUGUUUGUUGUU